UCAAAAUCGAAAACGGCAAAGAGAAGAGAAAGCGAGGGAGGGAAACUCAUGCGAAAUCGACAGAAGGAAACGAAUCGAGAGUCGAAAUCGAAGCGAAAUCAGCGGAGUGCCAGCGAAAGCAGGAAGAAAGCGACGAAACCCAGAAAAAUCGAGAGCCAGACGAACAAAAUGAAGCCAUCGUCGUCGAGGGAAGGAGGUCGCGGUCGAGGUCGAGGUCGAGUCGGUGCUGGAACCAGAGUGGUGUCGAGGUUUGCCGGCGAGAGAACGCAGACGGAGCCUGAGUCGGAGAAUACGGACACGGAGACGUAUACAGAGCCGGAGCCAGAAAGAACAAUGGAGGGAAAUGCUUCUCCGAAAACACAUGUAAGUAAAAAUCUGGGUUUAGGGUUUUCAUGUUGGAAUUAGAUUUAAAUCUGGGUUUUUAAAGUCUGGGUUAAAGGGGAGUGUGAUGUCGGAUAAUGCGAAGAGUUGAACAGAUUUGGUGAAAUCGUGCUCAUGUAACUUUUUAAUUUUAAGUAUUUUAUACGAAGUAGCAAUUAAGAAAUGAUAGUGAAGUAGUGGAAUUUCAAACCCGUUUCUGAGAAUGUCGUGUUGUGAUGUAUGUUUGAUGAAUCUCGUUGUUUUGUUGCAGAUUUGGGAUAUACCCAAAGCCGAAUUCUACUAUGAAUUUGACGACAUGAACAAGAUUUCGGUGAAGUUAUCGUCAAAGUGUUUCCACAUAGAAGCUGUGGAAUUUCUCGAGAACCACAUGACGGAGGAGGAAAAAAAGUAUUUCACCGAACAAUCGCAAUUCAGACACAUAUUUCAUAUGAAGAAGAAACAGUCACUGAAGAUGAGUUUAAUGGUUGCACUCAUCAACCGAUCAGUCAAGACCAAGAAAGAUGACGAGUUAUUGUUCGUGAUGAACGGAGUCCCAAUUAGGUAUUCGCUGUGGGAACACGCUAUUCUCUGUGGUUUAAAUUGUUCUCCGUUGCCUGAGAAUUGGGAGGAAAUUGGAGGGUUCGAAUUCUACCGUAAAUUCUUUGGUCAAGAGAGUUUUGAAAAGGUUAUGAAAGCAGAAGUAAUGAAGAAGUUUGGAGAAUUGGCUGUAGAUGACAGAGAUGACCGAUUGAAGAUGACUUAUUUGUUGUUGCUCAGUUAUGUCAUUGGGCACCAACAUUCGGAAUACGUGAAUCCAUUUCUGUUGAAGAUUGUCAACAAUGUGGAUGCAUGCGAAAAAUUCCCUUGGGGGACGUUCACGUUCAACAAUGUUCAUGAGUUUGUGAUGAACUAUCUGAAUAAACAUCGGAAGCCGGCUAAUCAGUGGAACUUACCAGGGUUUAUAAUUCCCCUCACGAUGUUGCCGUUCGAAUGUAUUCCCAAGCUUCGUUCAGGCGGAUGGUAUAGUGAAGUCAUGGUGGAAGGAAAUGUGAAACAAUCCUGUCCAAGGAUGUGCCGACGAUGUUUCAUUCUGAAAAAGAAGUAUGGAAUCAGACAAGGUCUGACAAGGAUCGGAAGGACGCAGGUCAGUUCCAAAAGAGUAGUAAUAGUGUAGUCUGAAAAAAUAGUGUUAGGGAAGUUGAAAAACAGUUGUGGUUUUUAGUCGUUUUCUUACUUGAGCAUUUAAUUUCAGGAUAUUGCGAGCAUUCUAAUUCCAGAGGAGGCUGAGAGCCAUCUGGUUGUGCAUUUGGAGACAAUUGAUAAUGUUGAUGAGGUGGUUGAUGAUGGGAUUCCUGGGAUCUCUA
Tarenaya hassleriana is the source of this 1724-nucleotide messenger RNA. RefSeq lists its product as uncharacterized. Bases 584 to 1534 code for a protein of 316 amino acids. The transcript has 2 exons. Lineage: Eukaryota; Viridiplantae; Streptophyta; Magnoliopsida; Brassicales; Cleomaceae. The record is from RefSeq and is a predicted model, not a curated record.